This is a messenger RNA of Aspergillus oryzae RIB40, 804 nucleotides long. RefSeq names its product centromere protein H. The record is from RefSeq and is a predicted model, not a curated record. The transcript is spliced from 2 exons. Gene Ontology annotation, biological process: kinetochore assembly. NCBI's taxonomy places the organism in Eukaryota, Fungi, Ascomycota, Eurotiomycetes, Eurotiales, Aspergillaceae. The coding region runs from base 1 to 804 and encodes 267 amino acids. Gene Ontology annotation, cellular component: kinetochore.
AUGGCAUCUGCGAAAGCCCGUUCCCUACCUCACCUGGACCCGGGUGAGGUUUCCUUGUUGGAUUUCGCAGAGGAUGAUCCUAGGGAUGCUGUGCCUUUCUCGGACAAGGAAGCGUUGAUCCUGCAACUAUAUCAUCAACUUCAGGAACAAGAACUCGAAAAGGCACUUCUCGAACAAGAUGCCGAAAUACUGUCAGGGGAUAAUGCCGAAGAGCAGCUGGCCACAGCAGAGCGCGAGCUUCUAGAAGCCAGAGCUACUUACACAGUCAGGCGGAAGGCACUUGGAGCUGUUCUUAUGACAGACCCCACUCUCAGAGCUGUUCAUCUGAAGGCCAUAUAUCCGGCUGAACAGUAUGUCUUCACUCUCUCGUUACUUGUCUCAUCUACGCAAAUAUACUAUGGCUUAGGGCUUGGCACACUCCUAACAAACUAUAGAACUCUCCUUCGUCUUAUCAAUAGACGUGACGUGCUCUCCUUAGCACAUGAGAACUUGAAUACUGCGCUUAGCUCGACUCUUAAAAAGUUAUCCAACGCGGAGGUGGAAAACUUGCAGCUGCAUCAGAAGAACAAAGCGCUCGUCCGAGAGCUACUAGAUCUAACGAAGAACGACGAAUCGUGGAGGGAAGAACUGGAUGAUAUGAGUAUUAAGGAGCUACUAGAGCAAGUCAAAGCGGAUCACAAAAGAAGUAAAGCGAAAUGGGAAACUAUGAAAAGCAUUACUAGCGCUAUCGUUGUCGGUAGUGGUGUGAACUGGGCUGAAGAUGAAGAGCUCGUGGCUCUUGUGUUGGACGACUCUGACGAUUGA